UUGGGCGGCGUGAUCUCGCCGCGGUUCCGCGGCCGUGCCGCCGCCGCCGCCGCCGCCAGCAGAGCGCACCGGGCGGGCCGGGCGAGUGGCCAUGGCGGGCGCCGAGGACGGGCCGGGCCAGCAGCCGGAGCUCGACGAGGAUGAGGCGGCGUAUUGCCGGCGCUGGGGCGCGCAGCACGCCGGGGCCCGCGAGCUGGCCGCGCUCUACUCGCCAGGCAAACGCCUCCAGGAGUGGUGCUCGGUGGUCCUGUGCUUCAGCCUCAUCGCCUACAACCUGGUCCACCUGCUGCUGCUGGCCCGCUGGGAGCACACGCCCUCGGUCAUCCUGGGCGUCGUUGCAGGGGCUGUCACCGCGGACUUCUUCUCCGGCCUGGUGCACUGGGGAGCCGACACGUGGGGCUCCGUGGAGCUGCCCAUCGUGGGCAAGGCUUUCAUCCGGCCCUUCCGGGAGCACCACAUCGACCCCACGGCCAUCACGCGGCACGACUUCAUCGAGACCAACGGCGACAACUGCCUGGUGAUGCUGCUGCCCCUGCUCAGCAUGGCCUACAGGUUCCGCACCCAGAGCCCAGAGGCCCUGGAGCAGCUGUACCCCUGGGCGUGCUUCGUCUUCUGCCUGAGCAUCUUCGGCACCUUCACCAACCAGAUCCACAAGUGGUCGCACACGUACUUCGGGCUGCCACGCUGGGUCACCUUCCUACAGGACUGGCAUAUCAUCCUGCCACGGAAGCACCAUCGCAUCCACCACGUCUCGCCCCACGAGACCUACUUCUGCAUCACCACAGGCUGGCUCAACUACCCGCUGGAGAAGCUGGGCUUCUGGCGGCGCCUGGAGGACCUCAUCCAGGGCCUGACGGGCGAGAAGCCUCGAGCGGACGACAUGAAGUGGGCCCAGAAGGUCAAGUAGCUCCUCCACGCCGGCCUCCCGGCUGCCAGCCUUCCCUCGCCCCCCAACGAAGCCAUCUGCCAGACCCCGGCCUCCUCGAGCUGGCCCUCCACGUGGGAGGACGUCUCCGGGCUGGGCCUGGGCACCCCGCCCACCCCUCAUGACAGAAUACGCGAGCCACUGAUGUUUCCAUUUCCUCCUGUGUCGUCUUUCCCGGGCCUCCCAGCCAGCCGAGCCGCCCGCCUGCCAAGCCUGGCUGCAGAAACAAGCCCUGGCCGGCCAGCCGGCCCUCGGGCACAGGGUCCACUCCCGCACCCCUGCCUCCCAUCACAGGCGGCCCUUCAGUGUGGCUGGCAUUGGGCUGCUGAGUCACCUGUGUCCUUCCUCGUUUGACACCAGUGACCAGGGAGGCCCCAGGACACUUCCGUGUCCCCGGGUCACUGUCCUGCCAUGGUCCUAUAAACUGACCCAAGGCCUUGGUAGGGGGCCCAAGCCACUAACUUCAGCCCCACCUGUCCACCCAGGGAUGGCAAGCCCCGCAAGGGUCAGGGCAGCUGGCCAGGAAAGGCUGGGACCCUCCACCCAGGCCUGGACAUCCCAGGCCCACCUCCACCUGCCCACGGGGUUCUGGCCAGACCUGGCGCCUCCCGUACAGGAGUGGCCUUGCAGAGCAUGACCCUGCAGAGGCUUGUGGUCACUGGGGAAGGGUUCCGUGUCCCUUCUGGCCAAAGUGUGUCAGAGAAGGAAGAGUGGGGCUUUCUGUUUUGUUUUUUUUUUUUUUUUUUUAAAGGUGCUUGCUUGUUUAAUGUAAAUAAUAGAAAGCCUUAAUAUCUUUUCUGUAAUAUGGAGUAAUAUUUUAAUGUCAUGUUUUGGAUGUACAUAAUAUAUUUAUAACAGCAGCGAGACCUGCUUAACCUUGGCCGCCUCCUGGUGUUUCCUGGUGGGCUGGGUUGGGGGGAGUUCGGAGCCUGGGGGGAGGCUCACCCACCCCAUUCCCAGCUCCCCCCAGCCCUAGCCUCAGGAUGGGGGUCCAUCACCCGAGACAGUGAAUCAAUGUUGACAUGCUCCCAACGCUUUGGGAAGGACCGGACAUGGUGGCCUUUCCUCAGAUCAUGGUGUAGUAGUGAGGACUGAUCCCGACCCCAGAAUCCCUCCAGCAAAUGUUUACUGGCACCUGCUGAGUGCAGGCUGGGGUCCCGCAGGAACAACCCAGGAGGACCUGCCCUGGUGGAGCCGACCCCCUGGGGAAAGAGACAAUAAACAUAAAUAAAUGCACUGGAAA
Molecule: messenger RNA, 2168 nt
Organism: Sciurus carolinensis (gray squirrel)
Lineage: Eukaryota; Metazoa; Chordata; Mammalia; Rodentia; Sciuridae
Gene: Peds1
Product: plasmanylethanolamine desaturase 1
Exons: 6
Coding region: 92-907 (271 amino acids)
Biological process (GO): ether lipid biosynthetic process
Cellular component (GO): endoplasmic reticulum membrane
Molecular function (GO): plasmanylethanolamine desaturase activity
Source: RefSeq, a predicted model, not a curated record